Molecule: messenger RNA, 457 nt
Organism: Tremella mesenterica DSM 1558
Lineage: Eukaryota; Fungi; Basidiomycota; Tremellomycetes; Tremellales; Tremellaceae
Exons: 2
Coding region: 1-399 (132 amino acids)
Source: RefSeq, a predicted model, not a curated record
AUGACCACUGACACGCUAUCCGACACGCCCACUGCUGCUGCAAAAUUCAAAACGGCAAAUGGGGAUGUUGGAGGGAAUAUAGGGGUCCAGGGAAGAGAAGAAGAAGGUCCGAUCACACCUCUGGCUCUGUUAGGAAAACAUGCUAAAUCUUCUUCUUAUCCCAACACCGAGUCGCCAUCGCAAGGGGAGACCAAACGUUACAGUAUGUUGGAGAGGGGUGAGGCGGGAGUUAAUGGCUCAAAGGGAGAUGAUGAUGUAGCAGCAGAAGUGACCCCGAGACCUGGAGUGGUGAGGGCGAGAAGUAGGAGAAGUCCAAAAAGUCCUUUGUUGGAUGAUGAAGAUCCAGGGGAUUUUGAGCCUGGUGAAGGAUGGGCGGUUGUGACUCAGGGUCGGGAGUAGGCGAGGUGUGUAUCUUGUACAUUGACGAACUCAUGAUGAUAUGCCAUGAUUCUUUUUG